AUGUCCGGUCCAGCAUCCUCUGUCGUGAGACAGGCUUCGAGAGUCUGUUCUCGACGCCUUUCCUCGAACAUAGUCGCAGCGACUCCAAGACCUGCAUCCGCCGUGCUCAAUCAACGUCGGAACUAUGUGUCGCAGUCGAAGCCUACCCAAGCCUCGGUCACUGAUAUCGACUCUGCCAUCAAAGCAGAUCAGAAGAAGUUCAUCAAUCAAACUGGCGACCUUCCGUCGCAGAGAACAAUGCCCGGAACAGACAUCAGUGCAGAUACCAUGAUGAGCCCUACAGCAGGCAUCCUCACACAAACCACGAUUAUGGACCAAGGUUCCCGACCUAUCUACCUCGAUGCUCAAGCCACCACUCCCGUUGAUCCGAGAGUCCUUGAUGCCAUGUUACCGUUUCUUACCGGCCUCUACGGCAACCCCCACUCUCGAACCCACGCUUACGGCUGGGAGAGCGAAAAGGCCGCGGAACAAGCAAGAGAACACAUUGCCAAGUUGAUCGGGGCCGAUCCAAAAGAAAUCAUCUUCACCAGUGGUGCUACUGAGAGUAACAACAUGAGCAUCAAGGGUGUCGCCAGGUUUUUCGGGCGAUCGGGCAAGAAGAAGCACAUCAUCACCUGCCAGACCGAGCAUAAAUGUGUGCUCGACAGCUGUCGACAUCUCCAAGACGAAGGAUUCGACGUUACCUACUUGCCAGUCGACCACAAUGGCUUGGUCGAUCUCAAGCAGCUUGAAGACGCCAUGCGACCAGAGACCGCUUUGGUCAGUAUCAUGACCGUCAACAACGAGGUAGGCGUCAUUCAGCCAAUGAAAGAAAUUGGUCAGAUGUGUCGGUCGAGGAAAAUCUACUUCCACACGGACGGGGCUCAGGCGGUGGGCAAAAUCCCCAUCAGCGUCAAUGACUGGAACGUCGACUUGAUGUCUAUCUCCAGUCACAAGAUCUAUGGUCCAAAAGGUAUCGGCGCAUGUUAUGUCCGGAGACGGCCCCGUGUCAGGCUUGACCCCAUCAUCAGUGGUGGUGGUCAAGAACGAGGUCUACGAAGUGGUACUCUUGCUCCACAUCUUGUCGUUGGCUUCGGCGAAGCUUGUCGCAUCGCUAAAGAGGAAAUGGAGUACGAUUCCAAGCGCAUCGAGUUCCUGUCGAAACGCCUAUCUGAUGGACUGCUGUCUAUGGAGCACACUUCAAUGAACGGCGACGCCACCAAGCGUUAUCCAGGUUGUGUCAACGUUUCCUUCGCCUAUGUUGAGGGAGAAUCUCUAUUGAUGGCACUCAAAGACAUUGCGCUAUCCUCUGGUAGUGCUUGUACUUCUGCCUCAUUAGAGCCCAGCUACGUCCUUCGAGCUCUCGGAAACAGCGAUGAGAGCGCUCACAGCAGCAUCCGAUUCGGUUUGGGCCGUUUCACCACGACAAGUGAGAUCGAUUAUGUCUUGAAGGCGGUCCGCGAGCGCGUCACAUUCUUGAGAGAAUUGAGUCCAUUGUGGGAACUAGUUCAGGAGGGUAUCGACCUCAACUCCAUCGAAUGGAGUCAGCACUAA
This is a messenger RNA of Exophiala viscosa, 1533 nucleotides long. Its product is annotated as cysteine desulfurase. The record is from RefSeq and is a predicted model, not a curated record. Gene Ontology annotation, biological process: [2Fe-2S] cluster assembly. Bases 1 to 1533 code for a protein of 510 amino acids. Gene Ontology annotation, molecular function: cysteine desulfurase activity; pyridoxal phosphate binding. Gene Ontology annotation, cellular component: nucleus; cytosol; mitochondrion. NCBI's taxonomy places the organism in Eukaryota, Fungi, Ascomycota, Eurotiomycetes, Chaetothyriales, Herpotrichiellaceae. The transcript has 2 exons.